CUUGAUGCCAGCUCUCCGUCUGGAGUGGACGACUCGACGUUCCGGCCACAAUCUGGGACGUUGUAUCAUGAAGCGGUGAAGUGGGAAGGUGUGCUGACUAGACGGAGCGAAUGGCUACGAAGACUGGAGAGACACUACUAUGUGUUAGAAGGCAAAUUUUUACGCAGAUUCGCCUCGAAAGAGGCCUAUCUAGCGUCUCGAGAUGAGCCACUUGUACCUCAUCAUAUCCAACCUCCAAGUGACCCUAGUAAACCGGUACCUGGUAGUCCUGCAGCUAGUAUGAUCCGGCGGAAUUCCAGCAGUCCUGCAUCCAGUAAUGCGAGUCAUUUGUACGUGCUAGCAGGCGUCAAAGAUUCAUCGAGUCGAGCCAAUGGGUUCACGUUUAUUACCGAAGACAAGAAGACGUUGCAAGUGACAGCGCCGACGGCUGUGGAGAAAUUCAUCUGGAUGCGACUUGGACUUGAAGCUAUCGUGGCGCUCCCUACACUCCCCGUAGCUCCACUAGACAUGGAGGAGUUUUACGCGAUGUUGGUGGUGUUGUAUACAGCAUACAGUGGCACCUGGCGUACCGAAGGUGACAUGGCUGUGACGUUGCCUCCUCCCUCUGAACAAGUAUUCACACGCUUCUUCCGGUUACUGGACAAGGACGUCAUAUUUUGCUCCAAUUAUCCACCGUCUGUACCGUUCCACGGCUCCUUCCGUGGCCACUUGGGUGUAGUGACAUUUAUGCACGACUUUGCACGACAUACACUAUGGACGAACUUUAAAAUCGGUGGCAUGUCGGUGGAUGGCUCCAUUGCUGUUGCUUCUGGUAAAGAAGAGCUCGAGAAUCGCCGUGAUGCAAGGAAAUUUAUUCAGAAUUGGGUGCACAAGUUCACGUUCUAUUCGGACGGAAGACUCGCCCGGUUCGAGAUUAAUGGCGACGUUGUAGCAGCUAGUGCGGUAUUCAAAGUUCCUGGUGCAGCGACGACGCUUAAGUUGCCUCAAGAGUUUAACGAAGUGGAUGCUGAGCACGGUCUUGAAGGUGUGUUAUUGGUAAGAGUGAUGCAGGGUCAUGGACUGAAGGCUGGUAUAUCAGUCAAGAAAGCUGUCAAGGAACCGAGCAUCACGGCGCAGCUCCAGUACCGUGAACAACCCAAGCCUGGCAUGAACGCUUCAACAGCAGGAUCAUCGACUACAACGGGUCCGUCGGCUCUUAUCGGCGGCAUUUCGAUGCCAAAUUUGUCGCGGAAGUUUAGCUUUAUGACGUCCGUCGCGAGCUCUGCGGCCUCUGCGGCUUCCUCUGCUGUUGGUGUCUCAUCCAACAACUCAACUCCAGUGGUAGAUCCCUUCAGCACUGGGACACCGCGCAAUGCAGGAGACGAGUCGUAUCUACCGACGCAUCCCGUGUGGAAUCGUGUCCUCGAACUCCCGUUCAGUCACGUUAUCGGCACUUGCUCGCUUGUAGUGGACGUGAAAGACCAUGCCAAGAAUGGACUCGAGUCUCAGCUUGGCUUCGCUACGCUUAAUGUUGCCAAGUAUCUGAUGGCUGCAGACGGUAAUGAACGUACCAAAAAGAGGGAGGAAGCAGCGAUGGCUGCUGACAGCAAGUGGUAUUCGAUAAGUAACGCUAAAGGCGAAUACUGUGGCAAGGUGCAGCUGGGACUCACUUGUCGACGCAAGAAGCUUACAGAUGAUACCGGUGGUGUACAACCGCGACUCAAGAAAAGUCAGAGCGUUGUAAUUGACCGGAAGAACCCGCCGUCUUCCAACAUGUUGCAAUGGGAUGCCACACCUGCUCACUCCCAGGCGCUGCUAGGAGCUGCAACGCCUGCACUCAAGAAAGGAAUGACUCUGGAUGAGUUUCAGAUGGGUGGAAGUGAACAUGCACGUCGUCAUGGCUGGGCUAACGUGAAGCUCUCGCCUGAAGGCACCGCGCGUCCACAGUCGGCUGGUGCAAUUGUCAGUAGCAAGGAAGAUGACGAUGAAUCGGUACACAAGCGUUUCCCCGACACCAGUGCCGCUCUCCCUGCCGCUAGUGACGCUGUUAUCUGCAAGGAGAAUGCUGACAUGCACACGUUUAUGGUUUGCGGUGCUCCAUUCACGAUCCCACGGCAUUACCAGCUCAUUAAAGUAUGUGGUCGCGGUGCUUACGGUAUUGUGAUUGCUGCCACGAACCUGCGGACAGGUGGCAACGUGGCUAUCAAGAAGGUCAUCGACUGCAUUUGGCACCCUCAUCAGCUCAAGCAGAUUCUUCGCGAGUGUCGAUUAAUUCGUCACAUGGCUCACGAAAACGUCCUGAGUUUGCUGGAUCUGAUCCCUCCGCCAUCGUACACAGAUUUCCGCGACGUGUACAUGACGGUGGAUCUCAUGGAGAUGGAUUUGCAUCGUAUUAUCUACUCGAAGGAGGUGCUACGUGACGAUCACAUCCGGUAUUUCCUGUAUCAAAUGCUCAGUGGUCUGCUCCACAUGCAUCGUGCUGGAGUGUUACACCGUGACUUGAAGCCAAGUAAUCUACUCAUCAAUUCAGACUGUCAACUCAAGAUUUGUGAUCUUGGACUGGCACGUUCCAAGGAAGCAGACGACGUGGGGAUGACGGAAUAUGUGGUGACACGAUGGUACCGUGCGCCCGAGCUGUUGUUAGGUAGUGCGUAUGGCGACGGAGUGGAUCUCUGGGCUGCAGGAUGCAUUUUCGCCGAGAUGCUGGGACGCAAACCUUUGUUUCCGGGUGAGACGUAUGUGCACCAACUGCAACUCAUUAUGAACGUGUUGGGUGUACCGGAGGAGCAUUCGUUCAAGGAGAAUCCACUGGCAAAUAAACUUAAGGGCCGUCAGUUGUUGAGUCGCACUCAAGCAGUGGCUGGGAUCGAUACGACCACCAUGUUCCCGAACGCGAACCCGGAAGGUCUGGAUCUGUUGUGGAAGAUGCUCGUGUUUGAUGUAGAGAAGCGUAUUACAGUGGAGGAGGCACUGCGACAUCCGUAUCUGGCCAUGUAUUACGAUGAAGAGCGUGAGAGUGUGCCAGUGGAGAAGUUCCAGAGCUUCGACUUGGACGAUCUGGACGAGACGGAUCUCAAGGAACUCAUGUUCAAGGAGAUCUGCCAUUUCCACCCUGAAGAGAUGGUCAAACGUGCUCAACAGCAAAGAGAACAUCCUGAAGCUGCCGAGAAACUUCCUCCUGGCUGGGUCAAACGUGAGUCGCGUAGUGUACCGGGCAAGUUCUACUACAGUAACCCGAAACGAGGCAUCAGUACGUGGAUCAAAGAGGAAAUGGAUUAA
This is a messenger RNA of Phytophthora infestans T30-4, 3258 nucleotides long. RefSeq names its product mitogen-activated protein kinase. Gene Ontology annotation, molecular function: ATP binding; MAP kinase activity; protein binding. NCBI's taxonomy places the organism in Eukaryota, Oomycota, Peronosporomycetes, Peronosporales, Peronosporaceae. The record is from RefSeq and is a predicted model, not a curated record. Gene Ontology annotation, cellular component: cytoplasm; nucleus. The annotation marks the transcript as partial. The transcript has a single exon. Gene Ontology annotation, biological process: intracellular signal transduction; protein phosphorylation.